This is a messenger RNA of Thunnus maccoyii (southern bluefin tuna), 5640 nucleotides long. It is a transcript of the gene sulf2a, whose product is annotated as sulfatase 2a. Gene Ontology annotation, cellular component: endoplasmic reticulum; plasma membrane; Golgi apparatus. NCBI's taxonomy places the organism in Eukaryota, Metazoa, Chordata, Actinopteri, Scombriformes, Scombridae. The record is from RefSeq and is a predicted model, not a curated record. The transcript has 25 exons. The coding region runs from base 1230 to 3914 and encodes 894 amino acids. Gene Ontology annotation, molecular function: N-acetylglucosamine-6-sulfatase activity; calcium ion binding; glycosaminoglycan binding.
GUCUGUUUGUUAUUGUGUCUAACCAAGUCUCUCUCAAGGGGAAGUCUCAUUCUGAAAUCUCGCGCACGCAUAAUUGGAUUGAAUUAGUGCUUCUUCUAUUUUAUAUUGUAACUAACAUAACAAGGAACACAUGAAAAGAAGUCAACAGAGCAAAGUGGCUGUAGCAAACUGAACAACAUGUUUCUACAUUUUUGAGAGGCACAAUAUAAGUAUAGAAUUAUGAAAAAGAAACAUAUAAAACUAAAUUUCACCAGUGUGAGGCAGGACUGUACAACGAGUCAGGUUGACUGAAAGCAGGUAGCAGUAAUGCACCUGAAUAGCAUUUACAAAGAAGAAGAGGGAAGUAGGAGACGUUUUUGAAUAAAAUUUCCAUAAAAAUAUUAAUAUAUAAUAGAAGAAGCACUAAAGCACUUCAAACAGUAAUUUAUUAAUAGUCCCUGAGUGAAACCCUGUGGUUUAGAGCGAGCUCUGAGGUCAGCUAACCAACCUCUGACUGCCAUCACUGAAGAGGCCGCUGCAUCCGCAGUGAACGUCCCCCAGAGGAGCUCUGUAGAGCCGGAGCUAGAGAGGACUGUUGGCUCCACAUACACCUCACAUACAUCUCCUCCUGUCUCUCUCCAUAUUACUCUGUUAGCUGCUACGACCCAUAAACAGUGAAGUGCAGUUUUAUAUGACCGGUGUGGCGAGCUACUCAUCCAAAGUCCCAUUUUAUUGGAUGAACUUUUGUAAAAGCCUGUGAGUGAGUCAUCCAACAUUUGUUUUACAGGAAGAGAAAAGACAAGGAUUUUGAUUAGAGGGCGCUGUGGAACAACAUCAGGCCGAGGAGAAGAUGGAUGAAGCACAAACAGCAGAUUUUUAUAGCAGCUCUGCCUGACAGAGGCCUCAACCAGAGAGAGGCUGAGCUGAGCUGCUGAAGUCAUGCACACAAGUGCAUCUAUAACAGUGAGCUGUCUGCACCGGGCUGCGUGGGGGGUGAGACGAGCUCCUCACUCUGCCAGCGCAAGAGACCGGAUCUGAACGGACCGGACAAGACUGGAUGGUACUAGACUGGUCAGAACAGAACUUGGCAGUCAGAGGCUGAUUACUGUGGGCAAGGAGGACAUCAGAUACAGCUUGUUUAGAAAGGAAGUCUCCCUCUGUGUCUUGUCGUUCAGGCUGAGUGUGGGAGCUGCAGACUCCGUGUUACUGCGUGAAACGAGGGACUGAGGAGGUGACUGCAGGGUAGCGUGAUGGCAGGGCGGGGGCUCUCCGCCCCUCUCCCGCUUCUUCUGCUCUUUCUUGUCCUGUUGGGAGUCCUUCCUGUGGCCCAGGGCUCAGGCUACCUGUCUGGAUAUCGGCUGAGGUCUCGUCUGCAGAGGGACCGCCACAUCCGCAAUAUCCGACCCAACAUCAUCCUCAUCCUCACUGAUGAUCAGGAUAUAGAGCUGGGCUCAAUGCAGGCCAUGAACAAAACUCGGCACAUCAUGGAGAAGGGCGGCACACAUUUCUCCAACGCUUUCUCUACCACACCCAUGUGCUGCCCGUCCCGGUCCUCCAUCCUUACAGGGAAGUACGUGCACAACCACCACACCUACACCAACAAUGAAAACUGCUCCUCGCCCUCGUGGCAGGCUCACCACGAGCCGCACACCUUCGCUGUGCACCUCAACAACUCCGGCUACAGGACAGCCUUUUUUGGAAAGUAUCUGAAUGAGUACAACGGCUCCUAUGUGCCUCCUGGCUGGAAGGAAUGGGUAGCCCUGGUGAAGAAUUCACGCUUCUACAACUACACCCUCUGCCGGAAUGGAGUACGAGAGAAACACAGCAGCGACUACUCAAAGGAUUACCUGACGGACAUCAUUACCAACGACAGCAUCAACUACUUCCGUAUGUCCAAGCGGAUGUACCCUCACCGCCCUGUCAUGAUGGUCCUGAGCCACGUGGCCCCACAUGGUCCAGAGGACUCUGCCCCGCAGUACAGCACUGCUUUCCCCAACGCAUCACAGCACAUAACCCCCAGCUACAACUACGCUCCUAACCCGGACAAACACUGGAUCCUACGCUACACAGGACCAAUGAAGCCCGUCCACAUGCAGUUCACUAACAUGCUGCAGCGCAGGAGGAUGCAGACCCUGCUGUCUGUGGAUGACAGUAUGGAGAAGUUGUACAACAUGUUGGUGGAGACAGGUGAACUGGACAACACCUACCUCAUUUACACCUCAGACCACGGCUACCACAUCGGCCAGUUUGGUCUGGUGAAGGGCAAAUCGAUGCCUUACGAGUUUGAUAUCCGUGUUCCUUUCUACAUACGAGGACCUAAUGUGGAGCAAGGGGCCAUUAAUCCUCAUCUAGUGUUGAACAUUGACUUGGCACCGACUCUGCUGGACAUGGCCGGUGUUGAUGUCCCAGCAGAAAUGGAUGGCAAGUCUAUCCUCAAGCUUCUGGACACAGACAGGCCAGUCAACAGGUUCCAGUUAAACAGGAAGGGUAAAACAUGGAGAGAUUCUUUCCUGGUGGAGAGAGGGAAGCCUCCGCACAAGAGAGCUGACGGGAAGGAAAUGGCGCAGGAGGAGAACUUCCUGCCGAAAUAUCAGCGAGUGAAGGACCUGUGCCAGAAGGCAGAGUACCAGACUUCCUGCCAGCAGCCAGGACAGAAGUGGCAGUGUGUGGAGGACCCGACUGGCAAGCUGAGGCUGUAUAAGUGCAAGGGCAUGGCCAGUCUCUAUGCCCCACGUAUGCAGGCUCUGAUGGCCAGCGGUGGCUCCCAGCUGUCUCUCACAUCCAACUCCGACAGCUGUAACUGCAGGGAUGUGGGCUUGAAAACAUCAGUCCUGAAGCGAAAGAGGCUGCUCACCAAGAAGAAUUCCUCUGUCUCGUCUUAUUCAGAGAUGAAAUCCAGUAAGACUGUGUCUAGGAAGCGCUGGGCCCGCUCGGUGUCAUUUGAGCUGGAUGGAGACCUGUACGCUGUGGACCUGGAAGAGGGCUACCAGCCCCUGGGCUCCAGGAACAGCAGCUGGGCCAAAGACAGGAAGAAAGGAGUGGGGAAUGAGGAAGACAAUGACGAGUUCAGUGGCAUGGAAGCCACAGCCAAACCCACCAUCAGUAACAUGCUUACACCACCUGCUGCUCUCAAGGUCACCUACAGGUGCUCCAUUCUUAUGAAUGACACAGUAAAGUGUGAUGGAGGCCUCUACAAAUCUCUUCAAGCAUGGAAAGACCACAAACUGCACAUUGAGCAUGAGAUUGAAACCUUACAAACCAAAAUCAAGAACCUGCGUGAGGUCAAAGGUCACCUGAAAAAGGUGCGGCCAGAGGAAUGUCAGUGUGACACUCCCAGCUAUCUGCUUAAGAAUAAAGAGAUUUUCAGGCUCAAUGCUGGACGCAUGCACUCACUCAGAAUGCCAUCAAAGCAGAAGAGUCAGUGGCUGCAGAAGGAGCAGAAGCGCAGAAAGAAACUGCGUAAAUUCCUCAAAAGGCUCCAGAACAACGACACCUGCAGCAUGCCGGGCCUCACCUGCUUCACCCAUGACAACCAUCACUGGCAGACUGCCCCCUUCUGGACAAUGGGUCCAUUCUGUGCAUGCACCAGUGCCAACAACAACACCUACUGGUGCCUGAGGACCAUCAAUGACACACACAACUUCCUGUUCUGUGAAUUUGCUACCGGUUUCCUGGAGUAUUUUGACCUCAACACUGACCCAUACCAGCUGAUAAAUGCUGUCAGCAGCCUCGACCGCAAUGCUCUGAAUUCAAUGCAUCAACAGCUCAUGGACUUACGAGGCUGCAAGGGACAUAAGCAAUGCAACCCGGAGAAGGGAGGAAAAGAGCGAAACUACUUCAGUGAAUACAGGCCAGUUCAUCGUCGAAAGAGGCCAAAAGUGAAGAAGCCUUCCUCCAAAUCGCUAGGGCAGAUUUGGGAAGGCUGGGUUGGUUAACCAUCUGCAGCCCAUAACCAACCACACUGGCCUCCUCCAGCGAAGGAAGGAGUAGGUGGCGUGAAGGCGAACCCAAGGACCUUGACCACACUUUGAUGGACCAUAACCUGAGAUUCUACUCUACUCUGAUCUGGGGUUUUGAUUUUUGAGAGAGCUACUCUUUGUAGCCCUCACCCAGACAGAGGAGACGCUGAGACUGAGAGGAAAUUAAAGAAUCUCCAAUUGUCAGUUUUACCUUCGCACACAUUUCGUACUCAUUUACAUCCUCUGUUACCCCCUCGCUGUCAAGACCAAUAACACCAGGACGCUGUGAUUCAGAUGGGACAGUGUGGGUAUCCACAAGCUAUUCAGUCUCACAGUACUGCUUGUAGAUAAUAUAUAUCAGCUUUAAUCAGCUUUCUUUCAUCAUAUGAGACUGGAUGGAAACAUGAGUUGUCAACUCUGCUGCUACACAACAAUGUCAUGGGUGCUGCCGCUCGCCCUCAUGAUGUCUCUGUGGCACAUGCUGAUAACCUCGAUCAUAGCGUUUGGAAUAUGAUUGCUGACAUAACAACAGACUUUCUUUUUUUUUCUUUUUUUUUCUGCACCAAUGUGUCUGCACAUGGAAGUGGUAUGGACUUUAUAACGACCAACUGUAACAGACUUUUUCGCCAUAAUCUUUUGUAUUAUAGUUGAUCUUAACGCUGAUGAAUGUCCUUAAUGAAGCAUCAUCUUCCUCAAAGCUGUGAGAUGUGAGGUGAUUUUUAGAUUUUGCCUGCCUUGAUCCAACCCUACACAAGUGUCAAGCACACCUCGAACAGGCCUACACUAACCACUAUCUCACAAUGGUACGAUCCAAACCUCCAAAAUAUUUGACCACUGGCAGAAAGCGUCAUUAGUGAAUGCCAUUUUUUCUCCUUUGUAUUGUCAGAACCACACUGUAGAAGUAUCCAAAUAGUUUGUUCAGCUUGCUAUACAUGGUGCUACAGGAUAACAAUACAGAAGUAAAAUCUUGCUGUACAGUACAGUAUGUAUUUGAAUGUAUGUUGUGCAAUUAAUAUAAAUGUUUACAAUAUUUUUUAUAAUACUGAAGAGGCAGACCUCAUUGUAUGAUAUGAGUUGACAAAAUGACCUUAUAGGGAGAAAUGUAGAUUGAGAAAUUUCAUUGCCCGCAAUUUGUAUGUUUGUCCUUUCCUUAUUUACAUUGGUAAAGCACUUAAAGGGUUCACUGUGAAGAGAUGCGCCAUGUACAUUUGAUGGAUAUAUAGUUUACUCUGUGCCAGAGGAACAACACAACAAUGUAAUACCUGUUGAUGUGAAUUUUAGCAACCUGCCUUUGUUAGCUUCUUUGAUUUUUUUUUAGCAGAUAUUUCCAUAGACCUGAGUGCUGAUAGUAAUUGUGAAUAAAGUGUUGUUUGACCAUAAACAUGAGCCGACUUUUCUUCUACAAAGGCAUGAUGGUUACUUGUGUUCCUGUCCAGCAGGUGUCUCUGUCUGCCUGUCCACCGGGAGCGACACGCUGCUCACAUGCUCACAUGUCAUUUCACUACAGUUACAAGAAUGGAAAGAUAGUUAUGCUCGUAAAACAGAGAGUUAAGACCUUGAAGUCUCUCUGACUUGGCCGAGUUAAGUCAGAAGCCGUUGUAAAAUCUGCACAUUUUAUAUCCCUGAUAUGAAAUUCAAAUGUGAGCGAACUAAUCCAAACUCAGACUGCUGCGUCGCCUAGCAACCACAUUGUUCAAUUACA